GUCGCGGUCGAGUGAAACACGAUUCGCUGUUCAUCGUCGUUCGGGAUGCUGCGAACCUCUUUGUUGCUCGUUGCUUUCUCGCUUGCGUCUUAUGAGUGCGCGACCUCCUCCGAUGGGAGUGACACAGGUAAUCCUAGUGGAUUGCGCGACUGGGUAAGGAACAUGAAAGGCAGGAUGUCCAACAGGGAGUCCAAUCGUGGUCUCAUGGGAUCCUUCGAUCUGAAUAACCUACCGAAGAUGAAGCUCCCGUCGACCAUGAUAUCUCGGAUAACUGGCGAACGGAAGUUCCAGCCUGUGAACUUGGCGAACGUCAAGUUCGAUCCGUCGAUGGACCGGGCUUACCGUAUGGGCAACUGGUACGUGAUCCGACGUCGCAGUUCGAACAAAGAUGACAGCGCUGACGAUUGGGAAGAGUUCUUCGGCAAGAGCAGUGACAAGUGGGAAGUGGUGAACAACGGGGUACAGCGGGUCGACGACACUGGCGCUAAAUGUCUACUUUGGCAACCAACGGCAUCGACGAGUAAGACGGAGAGCGACGAAGCGGAAGAAUUGUCCGCGGAGGUGAUCAACUCUGCGUUGCUAAGGGAAUAGAAGAUCAGGAUACGGCUUUGUAACUGUUGAGCACAACUGGAUGCUGAGUUUAAAUAUAAGAUUAGAUUUUCCAAGAGAUUGUUUUUCCGUAAUAAAAAUUUGCUGAUAAUUUAGAUGGGAAUUGAUUUCUUAUUGGUUGAUCUAACGACGUGCAUGCAAAUUCUUUCAGAACCUGUGAUAUACCUACACUGUCUUGCGUAAUCGUAAUCAAUUGUGGGACAAUUCAAAAACACGAAGUGGUUCAAACAAACUGCGAUAGCGGAGAAUCAACUUACUGAGAGAAAUUUCCACAUGGCGAAACUGUUGUUAUAAUGCAUGUAGCGAAAAAACUUAUUGUGGAUUUGAAUAAUUGAAUAUACUUCAGUUGGGCGAUCGUUACAAACUUUUGCGAUUGUGGAAUAAAAUCGAUGGCGAAUGAUUAAUCUACUAAUAAAUAAAUGAAAUAAGAAAGAUACGAUCGAUUUUCCGAGGUCGUUCAACCGUAUAGUCGCUGUAACGAUGCCUUUGGAGUUGAAUAACGCAAAACACUGGUAGUGCAGGAAAAAUGAUAAAGCACACCCUUUGUUGUUGACGAUAUCAUGCGUGGGUGGAUAUUUUUCUUAGACGUUUUCCUUACGGCGGUCGGUAAUUGAUUCAAGUUACCAUAUGUAGGAAACUGCUGAUUUUGUUGCUCUAUGAGUUAUGAAAUAAAUUAUAGCACACUUGAUUUGUUCACUUUGUUUCUAAAGAAUUGUUAUGUCGACAUAAUGAAAAAUUGAUUUAGCAUAAUAAAAUAUAAAAUAUCAUAAAUAAUUUGGAAUUUGAAAAUUUUCAAAUAACACGUAUCAUCAAAAGAACUUUCAGUGGGAUCAAUGUUGUAAUAAUUGAAUGUAAAUUUCAUAUAAGCACUGUUGAAAAAUAU
Messenger RNA from Phymastichus coffea, 1492 nucleotides. RefSeq lists its product as uncharacterized. Bases 46 to 591 code for a protein of 181 amino acids. NCBI's taxonomy places the organism in Eukaryota, Metazoa, Arthropoda, Insecta, Hymenoptera, Eulophidae. The transcript is spliced from 3 exons. The record is from RefSeq and is a predicted model, not a curated record.